This is a messenger RNA of Cajanus cajan (pigeon pea), 5322 nucleotides long. RefSeq names its product dicer-like 4 (gene DCL4). Gene Ontology annotation, molecular function: protein binding; ribonuclease III activity; ATP binding. Gene Ontology annotation, cellular component: nucleus; cytoplasm. The record is from RefSeq and is a predicted model, not a curated record. Gene Ontology annotation, biological process: siRNA processing. Lineage: Eukaryota; Viridiplantae; Streptophyta; Magnoliopsida; Fabales; Fabaceae.
GAGCGUGUUCACUAAGGUACCUCUUUUCUUCUCUUCUCUUUUCUGCUGACCCAAGUUACGACAAACCACACUGACUCCUUCCUUCUCUCUCUCUCAUUAUUAUUAUUUUUCCUUUCCAUUUCUCUCUUCAACCCACCCUCCAACGUCGUCGUUUUGAUCACCCCACACUCCGCUAAUGCCGGACGGAGAAUCCUCUAGCGUCGCCGGCGGUCAACCGUCCGUCGAUCCCUCUUCCAGUCUUUCUCAAGUCAAGAAAGAUCCCAGGAAAAUUGCAAGAAAGUAUCAGUUGGAGUUGUGCAAAAAGGCUAUGGAAGAAAACAUAAUUGUGUAUUUGGGGACAGGGUGUGGGAAGACUCACAUUGCCGUGCUUCUUAUGCAUGAGAUGGGUCAUUUGAUACGGAAACCGCAGAAGAACAUAUGUGUCUUUCUUGCUCCCACUGUGGCUUUAGUUCAUCAGCAAGCAAAGGUUAUAGAAGACUCUACUGAUUUUAAGGUUGGGACUUACUGUGGGAGUUCAAAGCGCUUGAAACGUCAUCAAGACUGGGAGCAGGAGAUUGAACAAUAUGAGGUUCUUGUUAUGACCCCACAAAUAUUACUUCACAACUUAUCUCAUUGUUUCAUCAAAAUGGAGAUGAUUGCACUUUUGAUAUUUGAUGAAUGUCAUCAUGCUCAAGUCAAAAGCAACCAUGCUUAUGCAGUAAUCAUGAAAGUCUUCUACAAAAGUAAUUCCACAAAGGUUCCCCGUAUAUUUGGCAUGACUGCUUCCCCUGUUGUAGGAAAAGGUGCUUCUAGUGAAGCAAAUCUGGCAAAAAGCAUCAAUAGUCUUGAACAAAUGCUUGAUGCUAAGGUAUACUCUGUUGAAGACAAGGAAUUGCAAUCUUUUGUGACCACUCCUGUGAUUAAUAUAUAUCGUUAUGGUUCAACUGCAAGUGGGGAAACUAACUUGUACUUGAAAAUUGAGGAGAUUAAACGCCAGUGCAUAGCAACCCUUGGUAGGAGUAUAGAAGAUCACCAGAAACGGAUGAACACAAAGAAACUUCUGAACCGGAUGCAUGAUAAUGUGGUUUUCUGUAUUCAGAAUCUUGGCAUUUGGGGAGCAUUGCAAGCUAGUCGUAUUCUUUUGAGUGGUGAUCGUUCCGAGAGGCAUGAACUAGUGGAGGCAGAAGGAAAUUCAAGUGAUGACUCUGUGUGUGAUAAAUAUCUUGCUCAGGCUGCUGAACUUUGUACUUCACAAUGCAUGAUAGGUGACAGUGCAUCUGAUUUAUCUUCUGUGGAAAUAUUAAAAGAGCCAUUUUUCUCAGCAAAGAUUUUACGCCUCAUUGGGAUACUGUCCAACUUUAGGUUGCAAAAGAACAUGAAGUGUAUAAUUUUUGUGAAUAGAAUUGUGACUGCAAGAUCCCUGUCAUGCAUACUACAGAAGCUCAAGCUUCUAAGACAAUGGAGGAGUGAUUUUUUGGUAGGAGUCCAUGCUGGACUGAAGAGUAUGUCGCGAAAGACCAUGAACACCAUUGUUGAUAAGUUUCGCUCAGGAGAGUUGAAUCUAUUGGUUGCAACCAAAGUGGGUGAAGAAGGACUUGACAUUCAGACAUGUUGCCUUGUUGUACGAUUUGAUCUUCCAGAAACUGUUUCCAGCUUUAUACAGUCAAGAGGUCGUGCACGUAUGCCUCAGUCAGAAUAUGCCUUUUUGGUGGACAGUGGCAAUAAGAAGGAACUAGACAUAAUUGAUGGUUUUGAAAAAGAUGAGUACCGAAUGAAUAUGGAAAUCACUAUUCGAACAUCCAAUGAGACAUACAUCAUUCCUGAGGAAAGAAUAUUUAGAGUUGAUUCGUCUGGUGCUUCUGUUAGUUCUGGAUAUAGUAUCUCAUUGCUUCACCAGUAUUGUUCAAAGCUUCCACAUGAUGAGUACUUUGACCCCAAGCCAAAUUUUUAUUACUUAGAUGAUUCGGGGGGAGUUGUCUGCCACAUAACAUUUCCUUCGAAUGCACCAAUACACCAAAUUUUGGGUACACCGCAGUUGUCUAUGGAGGCUUCCAAAAGAGAUGCUUGCCUGAAAGCAAUAGAAGAACUUCAUAAAUUCGGUGCUUUAAGUGAUUGUCUCUUGCCGAAGCAGGAUGAUGUAGAGCCAGAGGAGCGGGUUUCAGGCUCUUCUGAUGAAGAUGAAUGUGAAGAUGGCAUGUCAAGAGGAGAAUUACAUGAGAUGCUAAUUCCUUCUGCCUUGGGACAAUCAUGGAUAAAUGAGGAUAAAGUUGUCUGUCUUUACUCUUACUACAUAAAAUUUUGUCCCUCUCCAGCAGAUAGGGUCUACAAAGCAUUUGGUCUAUUUAUCAUGGCUAGUCUUCCAAUGGAGGCCGAGAAAUUGGAACUUGAUCUCCAUCUUGCUCAUGGUCGAUCUGUGAUGACACAAUUUGUCCCAUUUGGAGUUGUAGAAUUUGACAAAGAUGAGAUUAAGAUGGCAGAAAAUUUUCAAGAAAUGUUCCUCAAAAUUAUACUUGAUAGAUCAGAAUUUGUUUCCGAGUUUGUAGACUUGGGUAAGGGUGGUGAAUCUCUCACAAGCACAUCAACCUUCUACCUUUUGCUUCCAGUUGUAUUACAAUAUGAAAAUGCCAUGAAAGUAGACUGGAAGACAGUGAAGAGAUGCCUUUGUUCACCAAUUUUCAGGCACCCAGCAGAUACUAUGGAUAAAAAAGUUUUCCCUUUAGAUAUUCACCUGCAACUUGCCAAUGGUUACAGAAGUGUACGAGAUGUUGAGAAUAGUUUAGUGUAUGCCCCACAUAAGAAGAACUUCUAUUUUGUCACAAGUAUUAACUAUGAAAAGAAUGGAUUUAGUCCUCAUAAAGAUUCAGGCACUUCAAGCUAUGUGGAUUACUACAUUGAAAAGUUUUCCAUUCACCUCAAAUGCCCUGAACAACCACUUCUGCAUGUAAAACCACUCUUCAAUUUGCACAACCUGCUACACAACCGAAAGCCUGGGGAUGCAGAACCACAUGAGCUGGAGGAAGAACCACAUAAGCUGGAGGAAUACUUAAUUUAUUUGCCUCCUGAGCUAUGUGAACUGAAAAUAAUAGGCUUUUCAAAGGAUAUUGGCAGUUCCAUAUCUUUGUUGCCUUCAAUUAUGCAUCGUCUUGGAAACUUGAUGGUGGCUAUUGAACUCAAGCACAUGCUAUCUUCUUCCUUUCCGGAGGCUGCUGAAAUUAGUGCUCUUAGAGUUCUAGAGGCCCUCACCACUGAGAAGUGUCAGGAGUGCUUUUCCCUUGAAAGACUUGAAGUGCUUGGCGAUGCUUUCCUUAAAUUUGCUGUUGCACGUCAUUUUUUUCUCAUGUACGACAGCCUUCAUGAAGGAGACCUCACAAAAAGGCGUUCUAAUGCUGUAAAUAAUUCCAAUUUGUUUAAGUUGGCUAUUAGGCGCAAUUUGCAGGUCUAUAUAUGCGACCAAAAAUUUGAUCCCUUGCAGUUUUAUGCAUUAGGUCGUCCUUGCCCAAGAGUUUGUAGCAAGGAAACCGAAGAAAGCAUACACUUGUGUUUAAAUUCCGUUAAGGAGCAAGGAGGAGCAACUGAAACCCGAUGUAACAAAAAUCAUCAUUGGUUACAUAGGAAAACAAUUGCUGAUGUGGUUGAAGCUCUGGUUGGAGCUUUCCUGGUUGACAGUGGCUUUAAAGCUGCAAUUGCCUUUCUUACAUGGAUUGGCAUACGAGUUGAUUUUGAAGCUUCACAAGUAGUUAAUAUUUGCUUAGCAAGUGUUGGCUAUUUCCCUCUUUCAUCUGAUGUAGACAUUCCAUCUCUUGAAAGUAAGCUAGGACAUAACUUUGUUCAUAAGGGUCUGCUUCUCCAGGCAUUUGUACAUCCUUCAUACAAUAAGCAUGGAGGAGGCUGUUAUCAGCGAUUGGAGUUUCUUGGAGAUGCUGUCCUUGAUUAUUUGAUUACUUCAUAUCUAUUCUCAGCUUAUCCAAAACUAAAGCCUGGUCAAUUGACAGAUUUGAGAUCAUUGUCUGUUAACAAUAAGGCAUUUGCCUGUGUAGCAGUAGAUCGCAGUUUUGAUAAAUUUCUCUUGUGUGAUUCAAAUUGCUUGUCUGAGGCAAUAAAAAAGUACGUGGACUACGUUAGAAGACCUGUAUCAGUUUGUGGCAUUAAAGAAGGGCCAAAAUGUCCCAAGGCACUAGGUGACUUGGUGGAAUCUUGUGUUGGUGCCAUCCUUCUUGAUUCAGGGUUCAAUUUGGACAAAGUUUGGAAGAUUAUGACUUCAUUCUUGGACCCAAUCAUGAAAUUCUCAUCAAGCUUGCAGCUCAGUCCUGUUAGGGAUCUGCGAGAACUUUGCCAAUCUCAUAAUUUGGAGUUGGAAUUUCUGCCAGUGGCCUCAAAACUGACUAAAACGUUUUCAGUUGAAGCCAAAGUGACCGGGAAUGGUGUAUGUGAAACAGCUUCAGCAAUUGGCCAAAAUAAAAAGGAGGCUUCUAGAAUUGCUUCACAACUACUUUUUUCAAAGUUCAAGGUAAAGCAAACUCAAGGCUGGAAAGCAAAGUCAAAGACUUUGGAAGAAGUUCUCGAAUCAACUUCUAAGAUGACACCAAAACUUAUUGGCUAUGAUGAAACUCCUAUUGAUGUAACAGAUACCAAUACCGCAGGGCACAUAAUGGUUAAUUCAGACAAGUCUUCAUAUGUAAAAUACAACCAAGAGACAGUUGAAAUAUGCUCUCCAUGUGUGAAACCUUUUGGCCAAAGGCUUCAAUCUUCUGCAAAGGGAAAGCUUAGUCAAAUAUUUGAAAAUAGUAAUAGUGGCAGUGACUCGUCAGGGACAGGAACGGCUAGAUCACGAUUGUAUGAAUUUUGUGCUGCUUAUUGCUGGAAACCUCCUUCAUUUGAAUGCUGCAAGGAAGAAGGACCAGACCACCUAAAACAAUUCACUUGCAAGGUGAUCUUGGAGAUAGAAGAGGCCCCAGAUAUGAUUUUAGAGUUUGUUGGGGAACCUCAGUCAAAGAAGAAAGAUGCAUCAGAGAGUGCGGCUGAGGGUGCAUUUUGGUACCUGCAACAGCAAGGUUACUUGCCUAAUGGUAAUUGACAUGUUGCUGAACAAUAGGUGUUAGGCAGUUUGAGGGUGUCAUUGUUAUAGGUAAUAAUGUAAUAUAAUCUACAAGGCAAUUAUACAGGUUUAGUAAAAUCCAGGGUUUUCCCACUUGUUAAUCCGAUGUAAAAUAUUAUUAUUCAUGUAGUAUUGUAGUGUCAAAGUUACAUCUAUCAUUGUAUGUAAACUACUAUUCUCGAUUAUAACAGUGAAUUUUCUGUGUUUCUACUUUUGAAAUGUGAAUAUAAUUUCCUGAAACAUUUGGU